AUGUCAAAUUCACUACGUCCACAAUCGGCCAGAAGAGCUCAAGUACAGAAGAAAUGUGACCUUUGUGAGACUGGCACUAACAUUCAGUAUAGAUGUGUGCAGUGUCAAAAAUUCAUGUGUGAAAAGUGCAAUACAAUUCAUCUAAUUGAACAAACAUCUGUCAAACAUGAGAUUAUAAAUAUACGGUCUAAUACGGAUCUUCCAGAUAUCCCAACUUUUGUGGUAACAAACAACAUUCCUUGUGACAGACAUAAGAAGAAGGAAUAUAGAAAGUACUGCUAUGAAUGUAUUGAACUAGUCUGUGAAGAGUGUAUAGAUAAGACUCACAGAGAGCAUCUAUUAGGGGAAAUAAAUGAAGGCUGCGUUUAUGAUAUAUUGACCACUAAAGCAAGACUUUCCAAGGAUUUGUGGUUCUGUGAAAAUGAGUCAAAUCAAUUAAAAAAAUCAAUUCAAAUGUGUGCCUCGUUAUAUAACAAUGUGAGAAAGAAAAUACAGUUGAGAGAAAAAGAGAUGAAGGAUGCAAUUGAAAAAUAUGCAAACCAAUUAUGUGCUGAAAUCAUGACUGAAAAGUACCAGUUCGAGAAAUAA
This is a messenger RNA of Mytilus trossulus (common blue mussel), 588 nucleotides long. Its product is annotated as protein wech-like. Lineage: Eukaryota; Metazoa; Mollusca; Bivalvia; Mytilida; Mytilidae. The transcript has a single exon. Gene Ontology annotation, molecular function: zinc ion binding. Bases 1 to 588 code for a protein of 195 amino acids. The record is from RefSeq and is a predicted model, not a curated record.